AUUCCACUAGUGUAAAGACCCCCUUCCCUCUUUCUCUCUCUGGUCUCGACGCCCCCCUUGCUUUCACUCUAUUGAAAGCCUUUAAUAUAAAGAGAACAAAAUCUUUUAAGCCUUUCCUCGAACAGUUCAUCUGCAACGAGAAACUUCUCGGCGAUUAUUAUCGUCACUAUACCGCUGGUUAGCAUCUCAAGUGCCAGAUAUCAAAAGCCAAACAGAAAACGACUUGUUCUACUUUCUGGAUUUCACACACUAGAUUAUUUCCAAAGCGUAGCAAGUAGCAACCUGGUUUCACGAUGAAACGGCGACGUUAUGGUUGAGGUUAUAUUUAUCGAUUGUUGCUUUUAUAUAGGUAGGCAUAGUGGGUGGUGCUGAUGGGAAGGGUGACGCUGGGGUUGGCGGUGGGUGUAGCGGUGGUGGCAUGUGCGGUGGCGGGGGUGGUGGUGGGCAGGAGGGUAAGAAGCAGGAGGAAGUGGGGGAGAGUGGUUGGAGUGUUGAGGGAGUUGGAAGAGUCGUGUGAGACCACAGUGGGAAGGCUGAGGCAGGUGGUAGAUGCUAUGGCUGUGGAGAUGCAUGCUGGUUUGGCUUCUGAAGGAGGCUCUAAGCUCAAAAUGUUGCUCACUUUUGUUGACCAUUUACCUACAGGGAGCGAGGUGGGAACUUAUUAUGCUCUAGACCUUGGGGGAACUAAUUUUAGGGUCUUACGGGUUCAGCUAGGUGGUAGACUGUCCUCAAUCUUAUCAAAAGAUGUGGAACUACAACCUAUACCCCAGCACUUGAUGAGAAGCACUAGUGAGGAUCUAUUUGACUUUAUUGCUUCAACAUUAAAGCAGUUCAUUGAAAAAGAAGAAAAUGGUUCUAAGUUCUCUUCACUUAGAACAAGAGAACUCGGGUUUACAUUCUCUUUUCCAGUGAAACAAAUGUCUCUUUGUUCAGGAAUCCUUCUGAAAUGGACAAAAGGGUUUGCUAUUGAAGACAUGGUUGGAAAAGAGGUUGUCGAAUGUUUACGAGCAGGACUGACCAGGAAUGGUUUAGACAUGCAAGUUGCAGUAUUGGUAAAUGAUACUGUGGGAACGCUAGCUCUUGGACAUUAUCAUGAUGCUGACACUGUUGCUGCAGUAAUAAUUGGAACAGGUACCAAUGCUUCCUAUCUGGAGCGGGCAGAUGCUAUUAUAAAGUGUCAAGGCCUUCUUACAACUUCUGGAGGCAUGGUUGUAAACAUGGAGUGGGGUAAUUUCUGGUCAUCUCAUUUGCCAAGAACUCCUUAUGAUAUUGAUUUGGAUGCGGAAAGCCCUAAUCCAAAUGAUCAGGGUUUUGAGAAAAUGAUAUCAGGAAUGUAUCUAGGUGACAUAGUUAGGAGAGUGAUUCUCAGAAUGUCACAGGAGUCGGAUAUCUUUGGACCUGUAUCUUCCAGCUUGUUAGAACCCUUUAUUUUGCAUACACCCUUCGUGGCUAAAAUGCACGAGGAUGACUCGUCUGAUUUGCAGGAAGUAGCUAGAAUCUUGAAAGAGAAACUGGAGAUUUCGGAAGUCCCUUUGAAGGUCAGAAAGCUUGUUGUAAGAAUAUGUGAUGUGGUAACCCGUAGAGCUGCUCGAUUGGCAGCUGCUGGCAUUGUGGGAAUCUUGAAGAAGAUUGGCCGGGAUGGAACAGGGGGCAUCUCCAGUGUCAGAGGAAGAAGUGAUAUUAAGAUGAGAAGAACUGUUGUUGCAAUUGAAGGGGCUUUAUAUACGGGCUACACAAUGUUCCGGGAGUACUUGCACGAAGCCUUGAAUGACAUAUUGGGGGAAGAAAUCGCCCAACAUGUCAUUCUUAGGGCCACGGAAGACGGAUCAGGCAUAGGAGCAGCUCUUCUUGCUGCGUCGCAUUCAUCCUACAGUGUGGAUAGCGUACAGUUGAUAUAAAAAUAUAUUAUUUAUAUAUACACAUAGCCCUUGUAAAUGUAGAAUUCAUUUCAAUUUAUUUAAAGGGUUGUCUUCAAAAUUUCAUCUUUCCAGGUGGGUUAUCAUUGUAUAUCUUCAUGUUCAUUUUUUUUGUCUUUUCCAUCUUUGAUGUACUUGUUUUUCUCUCUAGGCCUUGUUGUAAAUUGAUAAUGUCAAAUGUGUAUCCUUUUAUUUGCCUAGAAAUGGCAAGUUGUGUCCUUUACAUUACUGUUUAA
Molecule: messenger RNA, 2152 nt
Organism: Manihot esculenta (cassava)
Lineage: Eukaryota; Viridiplantae; Streptophyta; Magnoliopsida; Malpighiales; Euphorbiaceae
Product: hexokinase-3
Exons: 9
Coding region: 372-1898 (508 amino acids)
Biological process (GO): glycolytic process; glucose 6-phosphate metabolic process; intracellular glucose homeostasis
Cellular component (GO): cytosol; mitochondrion
Molecular function (GO): D-glucose binding; fructokinase activity; ATP binding
Source: RefSeq, a predicted model, not a curated record